GCGCGCGACCGGCUGCGCGCAGGGCAGUGACAGCCCCGCACCCACGCGCCUGAAGGCAGCUCCCGCCAGGGGGAAUACGCGAAAAAGUAUCUCGCUAGCAACAGAGUGUUGCGGUUUGCCAGACCGACCCCUUGGGACGAGGCAUGAAGAAGCAACUACAGUAGUUGCAACUAUUGAGGGUGGACGGAGGCUGCGGCCCAAAGCUCUGUCAUCACGGCUUCUAAGAACAAGCCACGCUGGCAAGGGCACGGAAUUAACGAGAAAUUACAGUUCAGUUCCUGUAAGAGAAAUGUCUACAUGGUACAUUGGAAACCUGAUUCUUGAAAACGAUGCGCACAGCGAAAAGUGCGAAAGAACUCUGCAACAUUGCACAUGGACACCAGUGCACUAUUCAAGAUCAAACAGUCUCGUGAAGUAUGCACAACCAAGAGUCGUCCCACAGGUACUGGCAGCUGUAUUUUCUUGCUGGGUGAACCUGGCAAGUGGGGCUAGUGUGGCCUACAUCACACCUGCACUGCAGACUUUGCAGAAACCCGAAAGCAGCCUGGAAAUGAGCGAUGUUCAGGGAUCCUGGAUCGCCAGUCUCACCAUGCUAGGUGCUUUCUUGGGUGGCAUCUCUGCAGGACCGUGCAUCGCUUUUGGCCGCCGCCGUGCGCUCUGGCUAGUCGCCUUCCCACUAGCCUCAUCCUGGGUCGUCGUCAUCGUUGCCAGCGCCGUUUGGUACCUCUGUGUCGCCCAUUUUCUCAUGGGUGUCUGCAUGGCUGUGGUCGCCGAUGCCUCUCAGGUUUACGUGUGCGAGAUAGUAUCAGCGGACUGGCGCGGAUCACUGGGCUGUGUGCCAGUACUCAUGUUCAACCUAGGCAUGCUGCUGUGCUGGUGCGCCGGUGCAUGGCUCGAGUGGGACCACCUGGCAGUGUUCUGCGCUGCGCUAACACUUCCCGCGUUGGUGCUGCCUCUGUGGCUUCCCGAGACGCCCAGCUAUCUGGUUUCGCACUCGUGUACGGAGCAGGCGCUCGCCUCACUCAGCUGGCUACGUGGCAAGAGGUGCGACAUCAACUCCGAAUACCAGCUGGUGAUGGGCGUAUCCCUCGCGGGACUCGGCUCGUUCUUCUACUUCUACGACGAGUCGGACUGCGCGCGCGGCUCGGCGCUCGGCUGGGUCCCGCUGGCCGCCAUCCUGGUCUACAUCGUGUGCAACUCGGCGGGGCUGGGCCCCGUCUCGGGGAUCCUCAUCGGGGAGCUGGUCCCCCAGCGCCACCGCAACCUCACCAGCUCCGUCACCAGCGCCGGCAGCUGGCUCGGCGCCUUCGUCGUCACCAAGACGUUCGUCGACCUGGACCGCAGCGUGCACCUCUCUGGCACCAUGUGGCUCUACUGCGCCAUGUGCCUCGUGGGGCUGGCGUUCGUCUUCUUCGCGCUGCCCGAGACCCGGGGCCUGUCCCAGUACGCCAUAGACAACCUGUUUGCGAGCGACGCGUCUCUGCAGCCGCCGCUGCCGACGUCACGGCGGCACAGCAGCCUGACGAGCAUCGACUUCAACAAGAACCAGACCAGAUUUUGACGGGGAACCAGCACGGAGCGUUCCGUUUCCGCCGCGACUUUCGUCCGACUCGACCAAAGCCCCCCGAUUUUCGUGCGGGCUCCUUGCCGUGCUAUUGCACCAUGGAGCAAAUUUUUAUCUAAUUCACACUGCCCCUCUCACAGGUUAUCCCAGGACACUACCAACAUUACAAAUGUUCACGUUUUGUCGGGCAAACACGGCGCAUUCAAGUUAAAGAUGCAUCAGCACAUCAGCUUCAAGUGCUUUGGUAUCGACGAGUACUAAAUAAAUGAAAGAGGUAAUGCAACCGAACUAAUAGUGUUGGUGCCGAUACUGUGUGCAGAGCAAAUGGUUCAUAGCUCCUAGGUAAAACGCAAGCACAGUUAUUCUGGCUGACUGGGACAAAAUUCUGUGCUGCCAGAAAACUACAUUAAGGUUAUCAGUGUUACAGUAAAUUAACGUAAAUAGACAUGCAUGAAGGCUUGCCUCACUGCUAGAUAUUUUUUCAGGGUCACGAGCAAAUAACAGGCCCAACCCUUCACUUUAGGUUACAAUGAAAAUCUGUAAACAGUAUUUGCAAAAACUGACAGCAUAUCUGCAUUUACUUUUCUCGCAUAUCCCUAAGUGGCCUACACAAAAACUCUUGAACAGACAGACCAUGUAAGUUGAAGUAUCGGAUGCAUCAACAGGGAUUCCCAAAGAAUUGUCUAAAAUUUUCCGAACUAAAAUUUAGCAUUUCUCUAGUUUUCCCUGGACAAUAUUUCAAAUUUCCCUGGCAAAUAUUUUUAAUGAUUUACAUAUACAGCCUAAACCACCUCCAAGGCUGAACAUAGUCUUUGCUCCUCUUUCUUUAUUUCAAACUGAACCUCACAUAUGCCAUUUUGUAGUUUUUAUGACUUGGCAGAAUAAAGCAUGAUAUUUCACCCCCAAAUUACUAUCACUGGGGAGUUUUCAGGACUUUUACAAGAUUUCAAGUAAAUUCCCUGACCGAUUACAGCUUUUCUGACUUUCCAUAAUGUAGAUGCCUUGAUCAAGAAACUUAUUCAUAGGCAAAGCAUAAUAAUACUGCCUCUGCAUAACGUCCCACCUCAAAUCUUGCUUCAUGCUGCUAAUUGGUCAACGAUCCUCUAAUACCGGCCAGUAGCGUGACAUAGUUACGAAACACGACACUUAUUGGUGUUUGAAAUUGGUUUUAAAUCUUAAUUAGAAUAAAUAAACUUGGAAUUUAAAUAUUCCCCUUCCUGUUAUUUUUUUAUUUACUUUUAUAUGAUGAUUCAAAUGCAUAUUUAGAGCACAAGUUUGAAGGGAAAAAAUAAUUUUCUCAAUUCUUUAAAAAAAUAUAUAUUAAUUAUUCUUGCUGACAAAGAGCCUAGGACAGCAAAAGUCUCAGGUCAAAAACAUUUAUCGAUGGCUUAGAAUGAAAACCUUGUAUCUCAUACUGAACAUACAAGGUUUUCUCUACAAUGUGGAGUGCUACUCAUAUACGUGGUUUCUUUUUUUCCCGAUAGAAAGCAGUAGGAUGCACAUUUUAUUUCUUUCAGCCAAACAUUUUGUGAGAUACGAGGUUUUCCAGCCAAAAACAUAAAAAACGUAUUUUCGUCCAAAAAUUGAGAUACGAGGUUUUCAUUCUAAGCCAUCGUUAUGUUGUUUUCAUUUGCUCCAGUAACUUAUGGUUACUCAUGUAACUUACAGACUGAACUUUUGAAUGAAAAUAAGUUACAUAUAACAUAUAAGAAAAGUCUUAUAAUCUGAACUUUUUAAUUAUAUUUACGACAAACUUCUUGCAAGUAACUGUUUGUUUGAAAUUUUUUCGUAAAAAUUUCAUGCUGAAAAUCAAGAGUUUGGAACAUUUCUGAAAAGUUUACCACAAGUCCCAACUAUGGAAAACAACUUUGUAGCUGCUUUGAGAACUGUCAAAAUGUUGCACUUAAUAAACCAUUUUAAUGCAA
Bacillus rossius redtenbacheri is the source of this 3489-nucleotide messenger RNA. RefSeq names its product facilitated trehalose transporter Tret1-like. The coding region runs from base 290 to 1561 and encodes 423 amino acids. The transcript has 6 exons. Gene Ontology annotation, cellular component: membrane. The record is from RefSeq and is a predicted model, not a curated record. Gene Ontology annotation, biological process: transmembrane transport. Gene Ontology annotation, molecular function: transmembrane transporter activity. NCBI's taxonomy places the organism in Eukaryota, Metazoa, Arthropoda, Insecta, Phasmatodea, Bacillidae.